This is a messenger RNA of Alternaria arbusti, 246 nucleotides long. RefSeq lists its product as uncharacterized. Lineage: Eukaryota; Fungi; Ascomycota; Dothideomycetes; Pleosporales; Pleosporaceae. Bases 1 to 246 code for a protein of 81 amino acids. The record is from RefSeq and is a predicted model, not a curated record. The transcript has 2 exons.
AUGCUGGGAUGCGUCGCCCUGUUCAUGGGCAUUGGAAAAGAAGAGAAACCCUCUGAGUCCACAACAAGCCCACCGAAGUCGCCAUCUACUUCAACCGAGUCAGCUGAGGAAGUCGCUGAGCGCGAAGAUACUAGACUAUGGCAUGCCAAUGAUCGCAAAUAUCUGUCACUACAAGACAUCUCCAUUGGAUUCAACGAGCUCUUGCUCCGGGUCUCUAAAUCCGACGUUAGCUUGACCAGUGAGUAA